CAUUACAAACUUCCCUUUCUUGUGUGUUUAAAGGUAAAGUUUUCUGUAAGACAUCUUUAGGAAUUAGUUGACUAAGUCAAUUUUUUCCAAAUGAACUGUAAUUAACGUACAUUUGUUCGGCAUGAGCGAACGCUUCGAUUUUAGUCACGUUCAGUUUUAAAUUCACUGCGGUAUAGAAUAACACACAAGCAUCGGAAGCGAAUGUUUUGAAAACUCGGUCCAUUUUUACACGGGCCACACUUGACAGAACACUUUUCAAGAAACGGUGUCCAAGGAUCAUGGAUUUCCAAACUGUAAAUCGUCUAAAUGUGCGAAUAAACUUGAUUUCCGGCAAUUUGUUUCCGAUGACAACAGAUAAUUCGCGAUUUUCCAUUGGCUGGAAGAUAUACAGCGCUGUUACAUGGUUGAUAAUCAUAGCUAUAAUAAUUGCAUUUUCCGUUGGAUUCAUGAUGGUGUCCAAGAAAAAAGUUAUAAGCGACGGCAUGAUCGGCACCGUUUUCGCCAUAGAAGUAUUAUUCCUGGUUGCACGUAUUCACAUGCACAAAGAUUUGGUCAAGCAACUGAUCCAGAAUGUGAAUGACAUUCUUCGCGUCCAGGACGAGACUAUGAGGCGCGUCGUUAGGACGUCUCUACAUCUGGUGCAUUCUUCAGCCAAGUUUUACUGGAUGUCCGGCAUAAUAACAGUGAUAAUUUGGAUAGUCAUGCCGCUCACGGCGGCCUUCAAGAAGAAUUGCUUCAUCUACGAGGAUUACAGAUUACCGCUUGCCAUCUCCAGACAGCCAUUCUCGACAGAAAUGUUUCUGCUAGGGAGUCUGUUAUUGGUAUUUGGCAGCGUGUACGUUAUUCUAAAAAAGGCCGCUGUGGAUAUUUAUAUGUUGAAUUUUGUGAUGUUGAUGACCGCGCAAUAUCGCUACAUCGCGGUGAAACUUGAAGAAAUAUUUCGAGAAAGAAAUUCGCAGGAUAAACGCGAUAAUUUUGAAAAGCAAAAUCAUCCUACAACAGAUUCAUGGUCAGAAACAGAGAUGAAGGCGGUAUGUCGGCAUCACAAAACCGUGGUUCUCAUGUCGACCACGUUAAAGAAGUUACUGUCCUCAAACUUUUGUUUAAUUUAUAUUAGUAGCAUCUUACGGUUUUCUUUUGUCGGAGUCAUGCUGAGUAACACAGCACUGCUGAAAACUGUAGUUGAACGAAUUGCAAUGGUUUUCUUUGCUUGUGGCGAAAUACUACAAUUUUAUAUUCUGUGUUUGAACGUACAAAAAUUAUUAGACGCAAGUACGGAAAUGACAGACAUGGCAUUUCACGAAAACUGGUAUCAAUCUCGAUUAUCAAUAAAACGCAAAUUCAUGUUCAUAAUAUUAGGCAAUAAUUUAAAAUGUAGAAUUGCGUCAUUUGAAAAGUUUAGCAUCUCCUUACCAUCAUUUAUGACGAUUAUGAAUCAAUCAUAUUCAAUUACUCUUUUAUGUUUAAAACUCGUCAAAAAAGAAUAGAGAAUACACUGCAAACAUCUCAAAUAUGGUGCAAAGUUUUAUUGUGCAAG
Messenger RNA from Vollenhovia emeryi, 1537 nucleotides. RefSeq lists its product as uncharacterized. The transcript is spliced from 5 exons. Gene Ontology annotation, biological process: sensory perception of smell; detection of chemical stimulus involved in sensory perception of smell. Gene Ontology annotation, cellular component: plasma membrane. Gene Ontology annotation, molecular function: olfactory receptor activity; odorant binding. NCBI's taxonomy places the organism in Eukaryota, Metazoa, Arthropoda, Insecta, Hymenoptera, Formicidae. The record is from RefSeq and is a predicted model, not a curated record. Bases 279 to 1487 code for a protein of 402 amino acids.